GCUGGUUUCGUUUUGGGCUUGCUUAUCGAAGUGCAUUGAGUUGAGGAAUUUUUCAUUUGGUUUGUUUCACGAGCAAGCUCAUUUUCGCCGAGAUCGUUGAAAUCAUCCAGCGAAAAUGGCCAGCGUUUCGUACCAGAUCUCAAAUCUGCUGGAAAAGGUGAGCAGCUAUAUGAUGUCCAAUGACAAGGACUUCAGGUUCAUGGCCACCAACGACCUCAUGACGGAGCUACAGAAGGACAGCAUAAAAUUGGACGAUGAUUCGGAGAGGAAGGUGGUUAAGAUGCUGCUCCGCCUUCUAGAAGACAAGAAUGGCGAAGUGCAGAACCUCGCGGUCAAAUGUUUGGGCCCACUGGUAAACAAAGUGAAAGAGUACCAGGUGGAAACAAUUGUAGACGCCCUCUGCACCAACAUGGUUUCGGAGAAGGAGCAGCUUAGGGACAUUUCCAGCAUUGGCCUAAAAACAGUCAUUAGCGAGCUGCCGUUGGCCUCAAGUCAGCUGGCAGGAAAUGUUUGCAAAAGAAUUACAGGAAGACUUAGUGCCGCCAUUGCCAAACAAGAGGACGUGUCGGUUCAGCUGGAGGCGUUAGACAUUUUAGCAGAUCUUCUCUCCAGGUUUGGAACUCUGAUAGUCAGUUUCCACGCCACUAUUCUGGACAACUUGCUUCCCCAGCUGGCUUCGCCGCGACAAGCUGUCCGAAAGAGAACAAUCGUCGCGCUUGGCCUUCUUGUCAUGUCCUGCCACCCGUCCUUGUAUACAAAACUGAUGUUGGUGAUGCAGGAGGAACUAGACAAAAACUCGUCCAUCAGCACCACUAGAACGUACAUCCAGUGCGUGGCGGCCAUCUGCCGCCAGGCUGGUCACAGAUUCGGAGAAUACGUCGAACAAAUGGUCCCGCUGAUCGCAAAGUACAGCAGAGAGGACGAUGACGAACUGAGAGAGUUUUGCAUGCAGGCGUUUGAAGCGUUUGUCCAGCGCUGUCCCAAGGAAAUCAGCCCUCACAUUCCUUUGAUCGUGAAUUUGUGUCUCGAGUACAUCACUUACGAUCCAAACUACAACUACGAGGAGGAGCCUUUGGACGACGACAACGCCAUGGAGACUGAGGAUGAGGACGGCGGCGACGAGGACGGUGACGAGGAGUACUCAGACGACGACGAUAUGAGCUGGAAGGUGCGUCGUGCCGCUGCCAAGUGCUUGGAGGCGGUGAUCAGCACAAAGCGGGAAUUGCUGCCCGAACUGUAUGGAACUGUGUCGCCCGCGCUCAUCAGCAGAUUCAAGGAGAGAGAAGAAAACGUCAAGUCUGACAUUUUCCACGCGUACAUGGCUCUGCUGAGGCAGACGCGUCGAAUCCAAAGUGUUGCGGUUGAGCCAGACAGCAUGGACGCGGAGGACGGCCCUGUGAUCAUGCUGCAAAAUCAGGUCCCAACCAUUGUCAAAGCGGUCCACAAGCAAAUGAGAGAGAAAAGCAUUAAGACCCGUCAGGACUGCUUAACUUUGCUCAGAGAAAUGGUGAUUGUCCUGCCAGGAUGCCUCGCCUCGCACAUCCCAGCAUUGGUGCCAGGCAUCCUCUACUCUUUGGGGGACAAAAACUCGAGCAGCAAUAUGAAGAUCGACACCCUGUCGUUCAUCAGCUCACUGGUAUCCUCGCAUGAACCCACCGUUUUCCACCCGCACAUUCCUGCCCUUCUGCCGCCAGUGAUUGCCGCCGUGCGAGACGGCUUUUACAAAAUCACUGCCGAGGCGCUGCUCGUUUUGCAGCAGCUUGUUCAGGUCAUCCGGCCUGUCGACCGGCCUUGCAACUUUGACUUCAAGCCGUUCACGACGGACCUUUACGAGUGCACCCUUCACCGGCUGCGCGCCGCCGACAUCGACCAGGAGGUCAAGGAGCGGGCUAUUUCGUGCAUGGGCCAGAUCAUCUGCAACUUGGGCGACUACCUGCAGGAUGAGCUGCCUAAGUGCUUGCCCAUUUUCUUGGAGAGACUGCGCAAUGAAAUUACCAGACUGACUACCGUCAAGGCUCUUACCAAAGUGGCCGGGUCGCCGUUGCACAUCAACCUGGAGCCAGUGUUGCUGGGCGCAAUGCAAAUUCUUGGAUCGUUCCUGCGCAAGAACCAGCGAGCCCUGAAGCUGGCAACCCUGACCCUGCUGGACGUGCUGGUGCGCAGCUACCACAAGGUGAUGGACCAAAGCCAGUUGACCACCGUGAUCGUCGAGCUGCCGGCGUUGCUGAGCGAAACCGACCUGCACAUCGCCCAGCUGACCCUGACCCUGCUCACUUCCGUGGCUCAGACCCUGCCUAUGGCCGUCGGCAACAUCGGAGGCGAAAUUCUGCCUGAAAUCCUGGUGCUCGUCAAGUCUCCUCUGCUGCAAGGCGCCGCCCUCGUCUCCAUGCUCGACUUCUUCCAGGCCUUGGUUCAGGCUAACCUGCCAGGUCUGAGCUUUGCUGAACUGGUCAAGCUGCUCAGGCAGCCCGUCGUCGUUGAGCACUCGGCUGCCUCCCUUCACAAACAGGCGCUUCACUCUCUGGCCAAGUGCGUCGCUGCCAUCGCUCUGAUCGUACCUGGAGAGGCCCUGAACGUGCCCUCGCAGCUGGCCGCCUCAAAACUGGGAAGUACAAACCAGGAGAGGAUUUUCAACAUGUACACUAUUGGAGAGAUUGGAAGGCACAAGGAUCUGAGCGGCAUUGCGCAAGUGUCGGAGGUUCUGCUUGCGUCGUUUUCAUCAGCGGCCGAAGAGGUCAAGUCUGUUGCCGCCUACUCGCUGGGCAGCGUGGCGUCUGGCAAUUUGAACCACUACCUUGGCACCAUCAUGAGCGAAAUGAAGGCUAAGCCGAAGAAGGAGUACCUGCUGUUGCACUCACUCAAGGAGAUGAUCAGUUACCAGGCGAGCACGGCCGCCGGGCGACAGGCCCUGCAGCCGCACGUGCCGGCCAUCUGGCAGUACCUCUACGAGUACAGAGAGUGCGCCGAGGAGGGCACCAGGAACGUGGUUGCCGAGUGUCUCGGCAAGUUGACGCUCAUCGACCCCGACACACUUAUGCCCCACCUUAGGGACUCUCUCAACUCAGAAUCUGCGCACAUGCGUACCAUCGCGGUCACAGCCAUCAAAUUCACCAUUUCUGAUCAGCCUCAAGCCAUUGACCCUCUUUUGCGUCAGCACAUUGGUCAAUUUUUGGCCGCUCUCAAGGACCGAGACCCAAACGUGAGACGAGUUGCCUUGGUUGCUUUUAACUCGGCCGCCCACAACAAGCCUUCUCUCGUCCGAGAUCUGCUUGAUGAAAUCCUCCCACAACUGUAUGAAGAAACCAAAGUCAAGAGAGAGCUGAUCCGCGAGGUGGAAAUGGGCCCUUUCAAGCACACGGUGGACGACGGCCUGGACAUCCGCAAAGCUGCCUUCGAGUGCAUGUACACGCUGCUGGACUCGUGUAUGGACCGGUUGGACGUGUUCGCCUUCCUGGACCACGUGCAGAACGGUCUCCGCGACCACUACGAUAUCAAAAUGCUAACCUACCUUAUGGUCUCGAGGCUGUCGCAGCUCUUUCCGUCUGCCGUUCUGCAGCGACUGGUGCUUUUGGUCGAGCCUCUGAAGAAAACGUGCACCACCAAAGUAAAGGCCAACUCGGUGAAGCAGGAGUUUGAGAAGCAGGACGAGCUCAAGAGGUCUGCCAUGAGGGCCGUGUCGGCUCUCUUAGCCAUUCCCUCUGCAGACAAAAACCCUGCCAUGGCCGAGUUUGUGACAAUUAUCAAAUCUACGCCCGAACUGCAAAUUAUUUUCGAAUCGAUCCAAAAGGAUUCAUCGUUGGCUGCUGGUGGCCAGGACUCGCCGACCAUGAUGGAUCUGAGCUGAAGAGCCCGUGAAUGUAUUUGAUCAGACUCUGUGCUUCAAGGCAAGUACCACCAACCUGCCAGCCACUGUAUUUCUUUUUGUUUUUGUUUUUUUAAACCGACUGCUCCUCCGUGAACGGUGGAAUCGAAAAAUGAAAGGCGAUUUCAAAUGAGAACUUGUUUAAUACACCAUUUCAAUAAAUACUUAGUGUAUAAUCGAUUACUAUUAAGUAACACAUCUUGUAGCACAGUUGGAGAAAAUACAAAAUAAAAACAA
Molecule: messenger RNA, 4099 nt
Organism: Cloeon dipterum
Lineage: Eukaryota; Metazoa; Arthropoda; Insecta; Ephemeroptera; Baetidae
Gene: Cand1
Product: Cullin-associated and neddylation-dissociated 1
Exons: 16
Coding region: 116-3844 (1242 amino acids)
Biological process (GO): protein ubiquitination; SCF complex assembly
Cellular component (GO): nucleus
Source: RefSeq, a predicted model, not a curated record